Messenger RNA from Closterium sp. NIES-65, 399 nucleotides. The record is from the annotation of a GenBank genome assembly. NCBI's taxonomy places the organism in Eukaryota, Viridiplantae, Streptophyta, Zygnematophyceae, Desmidiales, Closteriaceae.
AUGCCGGCCUCACCAAGCGGCUGCUCCGUCGUCUACAACCGCCGCAAGCCCAACAACCCGAAGCGCGUGAUCGACGUGCUCAAGAACGCCAAUGGCGUCGCCGUCGCGCUGCCGUCGUGGGUCCCCGGCGCGGCGCUCGUGGGCGCGCCUCCUUCAGCGGACGGGUCGUGGAGCAACGUGGAUUUCAUCUGGAAGGGCGGAGCGAAGACCCCUGCGAUGGUUUCCAUGGAUUAUGGGUUCAUCCGCAAGUCGCUCACUGGCGUGACUGGCGGGAAGAUCGCCAAGGCGUUCAUGCAGUUCAUGAUUGUGAAGCUGGCCAAGGGUGGGUAUGGGUUCAAUGCGGUGCCUGCUGGUGGGAGGAACCCGUCCAUUGCUAUGGUGAAUGCCAUUGCUGCGUAG